Onychomys torridus (southern grasshopper mouse) is the source of this 440-nucleotide messenger RNA. Its product is annotated as zinc finger protein 120-like. The transcript has 4 exons. Gene Ontology annotation, biological process: regulation of DNA-templated transcription. The annotation marks the transcript as partial. Lineage: Eukaryota; Metazoa; Chordata; Mammalia; Rodentia; Cricetidae. The record is from RefSeq and is a predicted model, not a curated record.
CUUGGAUUUCAAGAGGACCUGGUGCUAUUGGCUUUGUGUGGUGUGCUGUGAGCCCUGCUGCAGGGAGUUGAGCAGAGAGCAUGGCUGACCUAGGAAACCAUGACAAGAAUGCAGUGACCUAUAAUGAUGUGCAUGUCAACAUCACUCAGGAAGAGUGGGCAUUGAUGGAUCCUUCACAGAAGAAUCUCUACAAAGAUGUGAUGCUGGAGACCUAUAUGAACCUCAUUGCUAUAGGCUACAAUUGGGAAGAUCUUAAAGUUGAAGAACAUUGUCAAAGUUCUCAAAAACAUGCAAGGCAUAAAAGAAAUCAUACUACAGAGAAAGCACGUGAAUAUACUGAGUGUGGUAAAGUCUUUGUAUGUCACAGUCAUCCUCAAAGGCAUGAACAAACACAUACUGGAGAGAAAUCCUAUGAAUAUAAUCAUUGUGGUAAAACCUUU